AUGGGGAUGGCCAUGCCCGCGCUGAUGCCGUCGGCCGACGUUGAUGAGAGCAUCACGGUCGACAACGGCUCCAACGACCUCUCCAGGAGCUUCUCCAUCAGCUCCUCGGACGACACCAACUCCAUUAUCAUGUUCUCCACACCCGGAAGCAAGAAGGCCAAGGUGCUCAUCGACACCGAUGGCGGCAUGUUUGGCAUGUUGACCACGUAUUUGGACAUGCCCGGCAUGGACGACUAUCUGCAGCUGCAGCAGGACUUCAUCGCCUGCACAGUCCACACCAAGCAUGGCUGCGCCACUCACCCACGAAGCAUCGCUGAGAGGGAAAGAAGAGCAAGCAAUAGCAAGAGGCUAAGGAGGCUGCAAGACUUUGUGCCCAAUAUGGACAAGCAAACAACUAUGUCAGACAAAGAUCUGGAGUACCUGCUCAUAUCUGGUGAGCGGGUAGCCUCUCGCCCCAAACGCCCAAGCUCCUGGUGGUAUCCUACUCCACUCGGUUUCUUCUUCUUCCAUGCCUACACAGCUCUAGCUUUUUUUUAG
Molecule: messenger RNA, 537 nt
Organism: Triticum turgidum subsp. durum (durum wheat)
Lineage: Eukaryota; Viridiplantae; Streptophyta; Magnoliopsida; Poales; Poaceae
Source: the annotation of a GenBank genome assembly